This is a messenger RNA of Paramisgurnus dabryanus, 1527 nucleotides long. Its product is annotated as permeability factor 2-like. Gene Ontology annotation, biological process: chemotaxis; immune response; defense response. NCBI's taxonomy places the organism in Eukaryota, Metazoa, Chordata, Actinopteri, Cypriniformes, Cobitidae. Gene Ontology annotation, cellular component: extracellular region. The record is from RefSeq and is a predicted model, not a curated record. Gene Ontology annotation, molecular function: chemokine activity.
CAAAUCACUUUCACAUACAGACACAUCUCUGACACAGCUGGACGGCUUUCAAAGUUUCCCAGAACCUACGGAGCAGAAGAUUUAAAAAUACUUUUUGAACUUGCAUAUAUCUGAGCUUUGCUUUAAAAGGAUGUACUGCAAAAUCUUUGUCGUCUCCAUUAUUGUCUUUGUGGCAUUUCUGGACAUUGGUGAAGGAAAGGGCCCUGAGGGAGUAAAUCAACGCUGUCGGUGCAUUAAAACAGAAAGUCGACGCAUGGGCAAACUCAUAGAGAAGAUUGAACUCUUUCCACCCAACUCCCACUGCAAAGACAAAGAGAUCAUUGCCACCCUGAAAAAAACUAAACAGAAGAUCUGUCUGAACCCAGCUGCCCCCUGGGUUAAGAAAAUAAUCGAGAAGAUCAUUAGACAAGAAAUCACCAACAAACCAUCAGCGCGUCAGGGCACGUUAAUUUUUAGCAAAAGCAUGUAGACCACUCCAGUCUCUUCAGAUCUGCCGUUGAAUGUUUUUUUAUGGCAACAUUGCACCACACUUACUUUGUGGGAGUAUGUGGGUGUUUUCAAAACUGUAGGGAUUUAUAUGUAAAUAUAUGUAUAUAUGUAUUAUUUAUUUAUUGUUAUUUAUUAUGUACACUCUAAAAAUGGCUGGGUUAUUUUGGACCCAUAAUAUGUAAAUAUUGGACAGAACACACCGCUGGUUUAAAAUUGACACAAUUGCUGGGUUAUUAUAACCCAUGGUUGCAUAAGCCAUUUUUAGAGUAUAUUUUUUAUAUUUUACAUUAAAGGAACCGUAUGUAGGAUUGUGGCCAAAACUGGUAUUGCAAUCACAAAACUUGUGGCUAAAACUGGUACUGCAAUCACACAGCUGGUGGCCAUACACAAAAUGGCAACAUAAACAUCAGUUGAGGGCUGCAACUCCACUUUUUAAAUGACAAUAUCCUAGCCAGACCACUGUUGUCAAUGAUAUAAGUAUUUGAAAUGAAAAUGAUUUCUUAAUGUCUAGUGACAUAUCAGGGCCAUUUUAUGAUUAAUUUAAAUCAAUUUCUUACAUACUGUUCCUUUAAAUUCAUUUACGCCGAAAAUGUUGUAAAAUGUGCAUCUGUGUGAACACAAACACAUCCUGUAAGUGGCUCUUUGACACAGGAAUUUAAACGACGAUCAGCAUUCACAACGAGAAAUUUCAGCAAACUGGAAUGAAGCAGAGAUCAUGGAGCUUGCCACUAUCCGCACUGAAGCUGAGAUCAUUCACCAGCAUGACAGAACAGCGCAUCACACGCUCCAUAUGAUCUUGUCAUGAACUAAAAUGCAUAAGCGUGGUUUCUCGAGAGAGAAAUCACAAAAAAUGGGCAAACCUAAGAUGAUGUGAAAAAAACCUACUUAAAAUACAUUCGGACGCAUUUUACGUGUAUCUUCUGUAAUCUUUGUGUAAAAAGGGGUUAAGUGUAUUUCCAUUUCUCCCAAGUUGUCUUGAGUAUACAGUUAUAAUCCAUCUAGUUUCAUCUAUGCAAUAAAAUAUGUCAAUAAACAUCA